Molecule: messenger RNA, 835 nt
Organism: Cherax quadricarinatus
Lineage: Eukaryota; Metazoa; Arthropoda; Malacostraca; Decapoda; Parastacidae
Source: RefSeq, a predicted model, not a curated record
UAGGAGGGGGAGGGUGGCUGUAAUGCCCUGGAUCAAGAUCUCUUCGCCAGCACUGAGAUAUUGGUUAUUAAUAACAGGUGGUGGCAGCGGCGGCUACUGCCAGUGCUUGGCCAGAAGCCGUCGAGGUAGGAGGACUCGAAGAUGAGGAGAGGGAGGUUUGACAUCGAGGAGUACCUGAUACAGCUUCAGUUCUCGAAGUAUGAGAAGAAGAGCAAGAAACACACGACUCCCAGCUUUUCCAAGACCAGACACUGCAUUUAUUCCAAGGACCCGGUGAAGGAUGAUCUUAUAUGGAGAUCAGUGGUGCUGGGAGAGACUGCAGCAGCGCAGCGCAGGAAGAGAGACUACGCAUCCACCAACACACUCAUUGAGAGGUCGACGUCUUCAAGGUCAAGGAAUAGCUCCCUGCAGUUUAGUGCAGGAGGCGAGGGGCAGGACACCUUCCUGCAGCGCCUCCUGCAAUCCUACGCCCACGCCGCCCACGGGCCACCCCUUCCGCCCACUUCAAACGGAUACAUAGGGUGGCGUUCCUCUGUACCAGACCUGAGAUUAGAACGGUAUGGACCCUAUACCUGAGUGCUGCUUCCACGCCCAUAUCCACGCCCACAUCACGCCCACACCCAUGAGUGUAAACCUACGCCUACUAACCGUUGAUCAUGCCAGGAUCCUCGGCUACGACAGACGUUUCAAUACUUCACAGAAGACUUAACCAACAAUAACAACAAUGGCGUAUGUCUCCAUACUAAUCAAUGAUUAUUCAAUUUAAUGAGGAAAUUUGCUCUGAUAUAAAAUAUUUACCCCUUUAACUACCCAAAAUAAAAUAAUUACUAUAAUA